Penicillium brevicompactum is the source of this 1062-nucleotide messenger RNA. Its product is annotated as putative sexual development protein (LsdA). NCBI's taxonomy places the organism in Eukaryota, Fungi, Ascomycota, Eurotiomycetes, Eurotiales, Aspergillaceae. The transcript has 2 exons. The record is from RefSeq and is a predicted model, not a curated record. Bases 1 to 1062 code for a protein of 353 amino acids.
AUGCGCUUUCACUUCGCUGCUCUUCUGGGCGUGGCCCAUCUAUGUCUCGCCGCACCAAUCACAAACCUCACCUACCCCAAGAUCCUUCCUGAUGGAUUGCCUACUCCAAGCCCCAGUGAGCUAGAGAGUAUCGAGGAGCGUGCUCAUGGAACUCUUCCCAAUGGCGCUCCUCCGUCCGGCAUCAGCGAAGGCGGUUUGACAAAUCUGAAGUUGGUUGCAUUCAAUGAACUUUUCGAGGUCGCCUUCUUUGAGGAACUCAUCGCGAACAUCACCGAAAAAGUGGUGGGAUAUCGUUUUUCUAAUGAGGAUGACUAUGACUUUGUUCUGAAUGGCUUGAAGGUCAUUCUGGCUCAAGAGGAGCUACACGUCCUCGAUGCCAACAACGCUCUCGCUCACUUCGGGAUCGAGCCGAUCGAGCCAUGUCAGUACAACUUCCCUGUCGACAACUUCGAUUCAGCCAUUCUCCUCGCCAGCACUUUUACAGACGUCGUUUUGGGGACAUUGCAAGAUGUUGUGGAGCGGUUUGCUAUUGGCGGUGACUUUGGGCUGUCGCGCGAAGUCUCCUCUAUCAUUGGCCAAGAGGGCGAACAGCAAGGCUGGUUCCGUAUCAUGCAGGGCAAGGUUCCCAGUGCACUACCUUUCUUAACAACCAGUGAUCUCAACUUUGCGUUCACGGCGAUUCAAAGCUUCGUUGUUCCCAACACCUGUCCCAACAUUGAGUCCAUUCCACUCGAGACUUUUGAGCCCCUGAACGUCAUCAAACCUCCCACUGCAACGACUGGUAGAGUUCAGAUCUCCUUCUAUGAUCAUCACCACGAGACCACGGAAAGUAUCCUGUGGAUUGUCUACAUCAAUCAACAAAAUCUUCCCAUUGUGGAGCCCCUUCAUGUCAUCUCCCGUGAAGAGAAUGAGGUCGUCGCGGAAGCUUUGUUCCCUUACGACGCUCAUGAAAUGAACGGAUUGACUAUCGCCGUGAUAACCGCAACUGAAGGUCCAUUCGAGAAUGCACACAGCGUGGCCAAGGCAACCCUUGCUGGGCCAGGACUUUUCAUCGUCAACUGA